UGUUCUCUCUUGCGAAAAGCACACAAAAGCGAGAGAGAGAGCGAGAGAGAACGAGAGCGAGCGAGAGCGAGAGCGAGAGAGAGAGAGAGAGAGAUGGAUAACACGGAAGGCUCGGUGCAAAACGUUGGCAAUUUCUUCAGGAGGAACAGGAGUAGUGUUCGCACAGCGAUGAUGUGGACUUUUGGAGCUGGGGGUUUGCUGUGGCUGCUCUACACGGUGGAGCCAUUCAAGUCCAAAAUGGAGCCGUACAACUACCGUGGCUCUGGAGUUCCCACUGUCCCGAAAACCGGUAGCGAGGCCGGGUCGACGGUGGCCCAUCCAAAGUCUUGAUGUAAAGGCGCUUUAAAAUGGAGCUCUAGAUAGAUGAUUAGCAGACCUCUUCUUCUUCUUCCUCGGUCUAGGUCUAGCGAUCGCCACGAUUCUUUCUUCUUGCUUGCGCGGCGAUGCUGCCAUUACGCGUCGCGGCUGCGUCGCUGCACGGACUUGGCGCAGGUGGAGGAGCUCCAGGCGGAGCUCCUCCGCCUGGAUGGCAGCGAUCGCGGCACUUUCGUCGGGAAUCACCUCGUCCAGAUGUUUGGCAAGCUGGGGCGCCUCGAUCAGGCGUGGCAGGCGUUCGCCAGGAUCCGGCAGCCCAAUGUCUUCUCCUGGAACGCGAUUCUUGCCGCGGCUGUGCGGCACGGGGAUCUUCAGCGCGCGCGGGGUGUUUUUGACAGGAUGCCGGAGAGAGAUGUAGUCUCCUGGACCGCUCUCAUCGCCGGAUCCUCGCAGAGCGGUGAUCCGGAGCUUGCUGUAGAGAUGUUCUCGAGAAUGCAGGCCCAGGGCGUCGUCCCCGAUCGCGCGGCCUUUCUCAGCGCACUGGACGCGAUCUCUCUCGCGCAGGCGCUCGAGUCUGGGAUCUCGGUUCACGGAUCCAUUGCUCGCCUGGGGCUGGAAUCGGAUGCCUUGAUUGGGAGCGCGCUUAUAAACAUGUAUGGGAAGUGCCAGGACGUGGCCCAUGCAAAGGUGGUAUUCGAUUCGAUGGAGCGGCGCAACGUUGUGGCCUGGACAGCGAUCGUCGCAGCAAAUGCCCAGAAUGGGCGUGUUCUUGACGCCAAGUUCUUGUUCGAGAAGAUGCCGCAGCAAGACAUCGUCUCUUGGAACUCCAUGAUCUCGGGCAUGGGGAAGAACCAGUAUAACCGGGAAGCUCUCGAUCUCUUCAACGCCAUGGAAGCCAUAGCCAUGCUGCCGGAGAAGAGCACGCUCGUGAGCGCCAUCGACGCCUGUGCGAAUCUACCAUCUCUAGCCGAGGGCCGACGAAUCCACUCCAGGAUAGACGAGACGACGUUGGAAUCCGAUAGGGAGAUCCAGAACGCGCUCGUCAACAUGUACGGGAGGUGUGGCGACUUGGAAACGGCGAGAGCGCUGUUCGAUCGAAUGCGAGACAAGAAUGUGAUUUCGUGGACUUCGGUGAUCGCGGCGUAUGCCCACCACGGGCAUAGCCGCGCAGCGCUUGAGCUGUUCUACGAGAUGGCCUGCGAGGGGCAAGCCCCCAACGAGAUCACGCUCGCCACCCUCCUCUACGCUUGCAACUACACGGGACGGAUCAACGAUGGUGUCUACUACUUCAUGUUCCUCCACCUCGAGUUUGGGAUCCCAGCGACGCGGGAGCACUUCGUGUGGCUGAUUGACGUGCUUGGGCGAUGCGGGCAGCUCGAGAAAGCCGAGGAGCUGCUCAGGAGCAUGCCGUUUGAGCCGCAGCCGCUCGCCUGGCGGAUGCUCCUGGGAGCUUGUCAAUCCCACAAGGAUGUCGAGAGAGGUGAGCGGCUGGCUCGCCAUCUAUUUGCCACAAACUCUGUCCGCUCGUCACCGUACGUGGUGCUCUCCAACAUUUUCCUCUCGAGCUCAGCGUCAUAGGAGACGGCCAAACUCUGGCGUCUUUCAGGAGCUCAAACGAACCAAACAUCCUUUUUGGUGGUGGUAGAAGUUCUUACAACAUGUUUACAGGAACGAGUCAUCAACGAGAGAGCUUACACCUUUGGGAUCCUUCCCUUGCUGCCAUUCCUUGUCAGCAGCAGACCGCUGCGGAGAUUCCAUCCGCCUCCAGUCCCGCAGUAUUCCGCUCCUCGACCGAUUGAACGUCCUCGUGAGUCAAUCUGCAUCUUGGCGGCAGGAACGUUAAGCAUACAGUUGGCAACAGCAUCGAAUCCGGAACUCCCAGCACGUCCUUCACCGUAGUGGCCCUGUAGCUUUCUUGACUGUGCUAGUGAUCGGCUUGUCUCCAAUGUUUUUCGCGGUAACCUACAAUGCCUGGGCAGUACAUGAGAAACCCGGCUAGAACGAAAGCCAAGAACUUCGAAGAGCGACGACGUCCACUCGCCCGACUUGGAGUGUGACAAGCACAAGAGUCUUACUCAGUAUAUAUUCUAGGCGAGAGUUUGAAUUGCAUUUGAACCCAUGACUCCAAAGGACUUUUACCUCAUGCACUGGUUUCUGGCGGAGCAAGCAGUCACGAGCACAUCCGCAACUUAGCCAUGUUGCGGCACAAGGAUUCCGAGAAUACUCCUUGGAAAGCAUCUCACUAAUCAUCCAGACCUGGAAGAUCGUCUUCGCAAUGAAAAGCUCUUGUGGGUGACGGUAGGAUGAUCCCGUUGAUCGGCUCGGUCUCCACUCUAGCAGCAUCUUCGGCAGUGGUGCGCCACUCCAGGAGGUCUCCCCGCGCGUUAACGUCUGGCUCGGCCACUUCGGGCUGGUCUCCUCGCGACUGCUGCGCGGCCACGCUCGUUACAGCCCUCCUCGGCAAUGAAGAAUACAGCGAUAGAUUUUUGCUGGCCCCUGGAAGGAAAGGACGCACAUUGUCUGGGAUGAGAUCGGGCGAUUAGCCAAGAGGGUGAAACCUGGAUGCAAAGGAAGCCAGUCGAUGGGAGAAGCUGAUCGCCAUCAUAUUUUGAUUCUUCUUCGGUGUAGAGACGAAAUGGAAUGUAGCACCUAAGGGUGAAACGUGGAAGGGUAAGAUUUUUUCACGUGUGCUUAUGAUUUUCUAGCGUGAGAUGAUGGAAUCCGAGAGGGCUAUAGAGCAUUGUUUGAUCGAAUGUAAAAAGCCAUCACAACUAUGUCCAGAUAUGGAAGCGAGUUUUUGCCGGUGCUCCUCUCGUCGCUCUUCAUGGCGAUCAAAAAGUUUCCCUGGGCUGGUAAGUUCUUACACAGCAAAACUUUGUGAUCUAAAGUUCUUACAACAUAUUUACAAGAACAAGUCAUCAACGAGUGAGCUUACACGUUUGGGA
This is a messenger RNA of Selaginella moellendorffii, 3260 nucleotides long. RefSeq names its product pentatricopeptide repeat-containing protein At2g21090. Gene Ontology annotation, molecular function: protein binding; RNA binding. Bases 364 to 1893 code for a protein of 509 amino acids. The record is from RefSeq and is a predicted model, not a curated record. The transcript has 2 exons. Lineage: Eukaryota; Viridiplantae; Streptophyta; Lycopodiopsida; Selaginellales; Selaginellaceae. Gene Ontology annotation, biological process: RNA modification.